This is a messenger RNA of Betta splendens (Siamese fighting fish), 1167 nucleotides long. It is a transcript of the gene gstt1b, whose product is annotated as glutathione S-transferase theta 1b. Gene Ontology annotation, molecular function: glutathione transferase activity. The transcript is spliced from 5 exons. The record is from RefSeq and is a predicted model, not a curated record. The coding region runs from base 72 to 797 and encodes 241 amino acids. Gene Ontology annotation, cellular component: cytoplasm. Gene Ontology annotation, biological process: glutathione metabolic process. Lineage: Eukaryota; Metazoa; Chordata; Actinopteri; Anabantiformes; Osphronemidae.
UUUGGGCGUCGCUGGACGGGAGAGGCGCGAGCCUGCAGUCCAUAUUGGUUCUGUUGGAGGGAGACGCAGCCAUGGCGCUGGAACUGUACCUGGACCUGUACUCUCAGCCCUGCCGCUCCGUUUACAUCUUCGCCAAGCAGAACAAAAUCCCAUUCGACUUCAAGCAAGUCACUCUGUUUGACGCCCAGCAGUACGGAGAAGAGUUCGGGAAGAUUAACCCGCUUAGAAAAGUCCCCGCUCUGCGCGACGGAGACUUCUGCCUGGCGGAGAGCGUGGCCAUCCUGAUCUACCUGGCAGAGAAGUUCCAGACGCCCGACUACUGGUACCCGGCAGAAGUGCAGCAGCGCGCCCGGGUCAACGAGUACCUGUCGUGGCAGCACUCGGCGCUUCGUCUUCACGGGUCUAAGGUGUUCUGGUUGCGGCUUAUGCUUCCCAAGGCUCUGGGCAUAGAGGUGCCACAAGAAAAGAUGGACGCUGCCUUGGAGGAUCUGAACGGCUCCCUGACCCUCAUCGAAGAAAAGUUCAUCCAGGACAAGGCCUUCAUCGCAGGAGACCAGAUCUCCCUGGCCGACCUGGUGGCCAUAGUGGAGAUCAUGCAGCCUGUGGGUUCUGGCCUGGAUGUGUUUGAGGGCAGACCCAAGCUGAGUGCGUGGAGGGACAGGGUCCAAGCUGCCAUCGGCCAAGAGCUGUUUGACGACGCCCACCGGACCAUCCUGGAAGCCCAAGACCGGGUGGUGCCGAUGGAGCAGAGCAAGCUGCACAUGUUUAAGGCCAAGGUCAUCAAGUUCUUCAUGUGAAGGCGGCGUCGGUUCUGUCCGUUAAAGUCCAACAUGGAACAAAAGCACUGAGAGGUUUAUAAACUUGUUUCCAGAACCACAGGAGUGGUUCUUGUGGUUCUGGGGAGGGUUCAUAUAAUACAGGCUUAUGUUAAACACCAUGUUUCUAUCUGAGCCAACAACACACUUUUUCUCUGUUACUGGACCAUAACUGUGAUGACAUGUGAUGUGCAGCUGGUUCCAGGAAGCUGGACUCAGAAGACCCGAUUAUGCAACGUAGCGUAGAGGAAUGUGCGAUAACGGCUCCUCUGAGAUCAGUGUUUCCUGAGCUCAUUGCUGCAGCUCAGCUUUGUUUUAUGUCACACCUAAUAAAUCAACAUGUUGGACCAAA